ACCUGGGGGGCAGAUGGAGGUGCGCCUGGCAUUGAAAGCAUUCGGCUUCAUUGUUCUGGGUGUGGUGGGAAUCCCAGGAAACCUGGCAGCCCUGCUGCUCUUCUGCCGUUUAUUUCUCGCACAGGGCCACAUGCCGCACAACGAGUUCAUCCUCAGCCAGCUGGUCUUUUCCAACUUGAUGGUGACGGCGUGCCGGGGAAUUCCUCAGGCUCUGACCGCCCUGGGCUUUGCAGAGCUCUUCAACAAAGGUGCGUGCAAAAUACUCAUUUUCAUCUACCGCGUUAGCCGUGCCAUGUCCAUCACCAUCACCUCCCUGCUGAGCUCCUACCAGUGCGUGGUCAUUGCCCCGUCGAAGCCUGGCUGGACCUUGCUGAAACGCUGGCUACCCAGCCACCUCCCCCAUGCAAUCGUCUUCCUCUACGGGCUCAAUAUGAUCAUCUACUCCACCACCCUCCUCUAUACUGAGGCUUUCCGUCCCAACAGGACCAUCUCUGAGUUCACCCUUAACCUUGAGUUCUGCAUUGUGGUGUUCCCAGACCUCAUGACUUACGUGGUCAAGGGUGUGGUGCAAAUCAUUCGAGACUUUGUUUUUGUCGGCCUGAUGGCGGCAGCAGCAGUGUACGUGAUGCUGGUCCUGUAUCGGCACCGUCGGCAGGUUCAGGGCCUGCAGGGGGCCGGCCGGAAGACGGAGGAGGCUUCCCAGGCCGUCCUGCUGCUCAAGCUGGCCACUACUUUCAUGUGCUCCAAACGCAAAAGCAGUAAAAUUCCCAAUGCCUCUCGGGCGACAGUAGCACAAUGA
Molecule: messenger RNA, 799 nt
Organism: Anguilla rostrata (American eel)
Lineage: Eukaryota; Metazoa; Chordata; Actinopteri; Anguilliformes; Anguillidae
Product: olfactory receptor class A-like protein 1
Exons: 2
Coding region: 14-799 (261 amino acids)
Biological process (GO): G protein-coupled receptor signaling pathway
Cellular component (GO): membrane
Molecular function (GO): pheromone receptor activity
Source: RefSeq, a predicted model, not a curated record